GUGAUGGGAUAGUUUGCAAAUUAAGUGGCAGGACCCGACUCUCCACAAUGCCUCUAAUCCAGUCAACAACCAUCUUCAGGCGUCCUCGAUAGGUUGAGACGCUGAGGAAGGGACAACACCUCAGCUAGACAGCGGAAAUCCCUCCAUCGCUGCUUUACAGGGCGUCUGGCAAUCAACGGACAGAACGAGGCUAAUUGGCCCUCGUAACCCAGUAUUAUCUCGGUAGUUACGGACGCCCACCGGCAGAACGCGGCGCGAGCGCCAUCUGUGCGCUUUAUUUUCUCCUAGUGGCUGAGAGGGAGGGUGGAGAGGGGAGUUUGAAUCUCUCCGCCCGCACAAUCUAUUCACCACCUCGGCUGACAGAGAGGACGCGCGGUGCCUUUUUCCUCCGUUCAUGGAUUUUACGGUUUCGCGCGGACGCACGGGACUCCGAUGGCUGUUCGUCUCAGCGUGGGCUCCUAACAUUACAGGCUCACUCCCAUGGUGAGUUUUUUUUGGCGUAGCUAACGGCAGAGCGUGCGAUGGCUGAGCCGCAGGCUUCCGAAUCCGUGGCGGGACCCUUGUACGAGCUCGGAGCGACCACUCCGACCCGGGACACGGCGGCGGCGGCUGCUGCGGCGCUGACCAUCAGCGAUACCUACCAGACAUACCUGGACGUGUCGGCGGCUGGACACCCGGUGUAUGGGGCCGAGGGGGUGUACUCUAACGGACGGUACAGGGAGCACAGCAGUCCGCGAGUCGGUACCCGGAACCGCGACAGUUCUGCAGAGAGGUGCACCGGCACUGGGAAUCCACCUUGCGGUAUUAUGAAGGAUGGUUCAAAACAGAGACAGUCAAGGAAGAAGACCGUCUCAUUCAGCUCCAUGCCAAGUGAUCGCAAGAUGAACAGCACAGCUGCCUGUAUGGCCUUCAUGAUGGAAGGCUGUGAGAUGAAGAAAGUUCGUUCUAAUUCUCGCAUGUACAAUCGUUACUUCCUGUUGGAUCCUGACAUGCGCUGGCUCCGCUGGGAACCAUCAAAAAAAGACUCUGAGAAGGCCAAGCUUGAAAUCAAGAGCAUCAAAGAAGUUCGAUUGGGAAAGAAAACACCUGUCCUACGCAGCAACGGACUCUCGGAUCAGUUCCCAGAGGAGUGUGCAUUCUCGAUUAUAUAUGGUGACAACUAUGAAUCCCUUGAUCUGGUUGCAAGCACUGCAGAUGUGGUUAGCACCUGGGUGAUGGGACUGCGGUACCUGGUCUCAUAUGGGAGGCAUAUGGUGGGUGUAGCAGAACCUAGUCAACCUAGUGUACGAACGUCAUGGAUUGGGUCCGUGUUUGAUCUAGCUGAUCCAGAAAGGCAAGGACACAUUGACCUAUUCCGGGCCACCCAAAUCAUAAAGGGUCUCAAUCCUGGCAUGAGAGAGUCUCGCAUCGAACUGAAGUUCAAAGAGCUACAAAAGGCCAAGGACUGCUAUGGUGAAGGCAUUGAUUUAGACACAUUUGUAGAGGCAUACUGUGAACUGUGCACACGCUCCGAGAUCUUUUUCCUGCUGGUGCAGUUUUCCAGCAACAAAGAAUACCUGGACUCUAAAGACUUGAUGAUCUUUGUGGAGGUGGAGCAGGGAGUGGAGGGUGUCACAGAGGAAAUGUGUCGGGAGAUUGUGCAUAAGUACGAACCCUCUGCUGAAGGACGUAAUAAUGGCUACUUGUCCAUAGAUGGCUUCACACACUACCUCCUGUCAUCCGAGUGCCACAUUUUUGACCCGCAGCACAAGCAUGUUUGUCAGGACAUGACGCAGCCCCUUUCACACUACUACAUCAAUUCUUCUCACAAUGCCUCACUUUUAGAAGAUCACUACUGGGGCUCUUCUGACCUCAGCAGCUAUGUUCGAGCACUGCGAAUGGGUUGUCGAAGCCUAGAGGUUGUAGUCUGGGAUGGUCCUGACUGUGAGCCUGUGGUCUAUGUUGGAAGCUCUGUUGCAUCCCAGCUGGCCUUUUGUAAAAUUCUUGAUGUCAUUAACCAGUAUGCCUUUGAGAGUUCAGAGUAUCCACUAAUCCUCUGUCUUGUCACACAUUGUAGUGUUCCCCAGCAGAGAGUCAUGGCUCAACAUCUGAAGAAGAUUCUUGGAGACAAACUGCACAUCGAGUCUCCCAAUCUGGAGGACCACUAUUUGCCCUCCCCUGAUAAACUCAAGGGAAAGGUACUCAUUAAAGGGAAGCGCUUGCCAACAGAUUCACAAGACUCUGAAGGAGAGGUCACAGAUGAAGAAGAAGGUUUUGAGAUGUCCAGGAGAAUGAUGGGUGUAGAUGAUAAGGAUCACCUUAACGGGAUUGGCUGCAAACGAUUACGACUCUGCAAGGAACUUUCUGACCUAGUCACCCUUUGCAAGUCCGUUCAGUUCCGUGACUUUGAGAUGUCAAAACGCGAACAGAAGCAUUGGGAGAUUUGCUCCUUUAAUGAGGUUGAUGCCAACCGCUUUGCCAAUGAGUUUCCAGAGGACUUUGUCUCUUACAAUAAGCGGUUUCUGUCACGGGUGUACCCUACACCCAUGCGCAUUGAUGCUAGCAACAUGAAUCCACAGGACUUCUGGAAGUGUGGUUGCCAAAUUGUGGCUAUGAAUUACCAAACUCCAGGUUUGAUGAUGGAUUUGAACCUUGGCUGGUUUAGGCAAAAUGGCAACUGUGGCUAUGUCCUGCGUCCUGCUAUAAUGCGUGAAGAGGUGUCCUAUUUCAGUGCCAAUGCUCGUGACUCGCUUCCUGGAGUCUCAGCACAGCUCCUUCACAUUAAGGUGAUCAGCGGUCAAAACCUACCAAAGCCUCGAGGCUCUGCUGCUAAAGGAGAUGUGGUAGAGCCAUACAUCUAUGUGGAGAUCCAUGGAAUCCCUGCAGACUGCGCAGAACAACGCACAAAAACUGUCUCGCAGAAUGGUGACAAUCCAAUAUUUGAUGAAAGCUUUGAGUUCCAGAUCAACCUCCCUGAGCUAGCUGUUUUGCGGUUUGUUGUCCUUGAUGAUGACUACAUUGGCGAUGAAUUUAUUGGCCAGUACACGAUUCCUUUUGAGUGCCUGCUUCCCGGUUACCGGCAUGUACCACUGCAGUCACUUACAGGGGAGUUUUUGCCCAACACCACGCUGUUCGUUCACGUUGCUAUUACAAACCGACGAGGUGGGGGCAAGGCCCAUAAGAGGGGUCUCUCUGUGAGAAAGGGCAGAAAAGCAAGGGAAUACACCUCUACAAAGACCACAGGGAUCAAAGUGGUAGAUGAGCUCUUCAGGGCGUCCACCCAGCCACUACGAGAAGCAACAGACCUACGGGAAAAUGUACAGAAUGCCAUGGUGUCGUUUAAGGAGCUCUGCGGACUGACUCCGGCAGCUAACAUGAAGCAGUGUAUCCUGACUGUGUCGUCCUGGCUGAUGAACAGCGAGCGAGUGCUUCGCGUGACGGUAGAUCUGAGCGAGGCCUAUCCCACCAUGGAAGCCCACGGCCCCAUUCCUGAGCUGCUGCGUAAAGUGCUCACCGCUUAUGACACGAUGAUCCAGACGAGUCGCACACUGAUCGAAUCAGCCGAUGGCGUGUACUCAAAGCUCACACAAGCACAGAGAGCAGGAUUGGACUUUCAUGAGGAUCUGCAUCGAAUCGGAGCGAGAGAAGGACUGAAAGGGCGGAAGUUACAGAAGGCCAUGGAGAGUUACGCCUGGAACAUCACUGUCCUGAAGGGCCAGGCAGACCUGCUGAAGCAUGCGAAAGGAGAAGCGAUGGACACACUGCGUCAGAUUCACUGUGCUGCUCACUCGUGCGGUUUGGCCAAGAACGGAGCCUCCACGUCCCCCGCUUCGCCUCUCCUGCCACCCCUUCACCCGCGGCCCCUCCACACCAUCCACGAGACGGAGAGCGACAGCACCACCCUGCACUGAGAGACAGAGAAAUCAGCUUUUCGCUUCAGGUUCUGUUUGAGCAGGGAAAGUGUUGAGUCGGUCAAGAACACACAGGAGAGAUACUUUAACUUUCAGCACUGCGCUUCACUCUCUUUUCUUCCCAAAUCUGAAAUGCCCUUAAAGGGACAGUUCACCUAACAAUAUGAAGAUUCUGUCAUCAUUUACUCUUGAUUUACUUGUUACGAAUAAUUUUUUCCUUUUCUGUUAAACACAAAAGAAGAUAUUUCGAAGAAUGUUGGAAACCUGUAACCAUUGUCUUCCAUAGUAUUUGUUUUUCCUACUAUUGAAGUCAUUAGCUGUUUUCAUCCAAAGAUGCGAAUAAGAUUAGCAAAACUAGAAAAUUCACAUAAAAGAUAUAUGACAGUAUUUCUCAACCACAUUCCUGGAGGACCACCAGCUAAGCACAUUGUUCAUGUCUCUUUAACAGCUCCUAAGCAGAGACUGAAAGUAAUGAGUGUGACUAAGGAGACAGACUAAGGCAGGGGUGUCCAAACUCGGUCCUGGAGGGCCGGUGUCCUGGAGAGUUUAGCUCCAACCCUAAUCAAACACACCUGAAGCAGC
Molecule: messenger RNA, 4472 nt
Organism: Danio rerio (zebrafish)
Lineage: Eukaryota; Metazoa; Chordata; Actinopteri; Cypriniformes; Danionidae
Source: RefSeq, a predicted model, not a curated record